AUGGACGACAUCAGAGCUGCUGUCACCAGAAUAAAGAACAGUGGAGUUGAAUGGAAAUCUCCAAAUGACGUAGUUCAAAAUCACGCCAGAAAAUUAGGCUACAAAUUCCUAAUGCCCAUUUCAGUUUCUGAAGAGUGGAGAAAGAACGGUGUAUUUAAUUAUGUCACUAAGGACCAGAAUGGAGAUCUUAACCUUUGGGUUUCUACAACAGAUAUGGGGGUGAAAAUCUGGGAAAGCCGGAUUUUUGGACAUAAUAGCUCAAAAUGUGCUUAA
Molecule: messenger RNA, 273 nt
Organism: Blumeria graminis f. sp. triticale
Lineage: Eukaryota; Fungi; Ascomycota; Leotiomycetes; Helotiales; Erysiphaceae
Source: the annotation of a GenBank genome assembly